AUGAAUUUACAUCACAAGGCGGUGUGCACAUCUUCCUGACAAUUUAAAUCACAAGAAACAAUGAUGCUAUGUAUAUAUAUUUGGUAAUUUUGUGCUGCUCCUCAAUUCUACACAGACUGAACAAAACUUUAAUUAAGCAAAAUGCUUUACCAUCUGAUGAUUUGGUUGCUAGAGUAUGUUUAAAAAAAGGCCUUGGUGAUGCUUAUGUUAGCUUUAGCUAUCAUGCUCACUAUAGUUCAGAUUCAAGCAAGCUGAUGAAUAGUUGUUUUCUACAAUAAAAGCAUGGGUCUAUUCACAUACUGUUCUGCAUCCCAUCACACACGCAAACAUAUAAGAUUAUACCACAAACUGAACACAUUAAGUGUAUAUUGUAAGACUAACUGUAAAUAGCAAAAAAUUUUAUUCAAGGCUCUGAAGAUUUUUCUUUGAAUGUUUUUCUCAAGUUUAUAGGAACUCUUUGCGCUUGGGUAAUGUUUCCUUAUGUGUUUAUUCAGCAGAUUGAUUCAUCGUUAACCUAAUUUGUGAUCAAUCUUCACAUUCAAUUCAUAACUCCAGUAGUCUCUAAGCCAGCUCUUGUCACGUAGAGGGAGGUUAAGCGUCUGCGACUGCAUGAACCUUGGAUUCGUCCUGCAGAACACAGACUGCUGCUAGAGGUUUGACUGUGGUUUCUCGUGUCUGUAAUGUUUCCAUUCUGCCUCUAUUUGUUUUCCAACCUCACUAACAGCUAGGUGCUAAACCCCAAAACCCAUCUCUCUCACUUCUCGCCAGUUAAUCUCUCGCUCACUCCGUCCCCAGCUCCUCAUGUCUCCCUCAUUGUUCAUGGAUUCUGUUCCCUCCAGUUGCAUCCCUCUCUUAGUGCCUGUAUGUGUGAUUGACACACAUCCGUCACCUCCUCCCUUCUUGGCCGUGUCAUAUUAAAGCCCCUCUCCCUGUCCCCACCUGCCUCUGUGUCUUUUCACAUUGAGUCCCUCGUCACCACUUGCUUUCCAAACGGCAGGAUGGACUGGAGCGCUUACGGUACCGUCCCGCUCACUCUUCCCAUCUUCCAUUUGGUGUAAUGCCUUCCUUCCUGUGUUGUCUGUAGACUUGGCUCAUUUUGUACUGGUCCAUUUGUGUUUUAUGGAAAAGGUCUUGUGCGUUGUGUUUUCGUAUUUUCAGUUUGUAAACAUAUUUGAUUAUUUUCAUUGAGCAUUAUCUGCAAUAUAUGCACUGGACUUGUAAUAUUUGUUCAUAAGAAUUGAAUUACAGUAUGUAAUCUGAAUGCUUUAGAAGAUCAUAAUUAUUUUUACACUGAUGUAUUGUAAAAAUAAUGUCAUUGUUUUGUUUGAAUUUUAACUGUUAGUAGUUUUAAAAUGAUAGACUUUUGGGUGUCACUCAUCAAAUUGACAGGAUUUGCAUCAAAUGAACAGAACUACUACUAGGAUUGGGAAUUUUAAAUUGGGUGAUGAAAAGAUAUAAUCACAAUAUAAAUAAAAAUGGCAUCAAUUGUAUCACUGCAAAUAAUUGUUUCUCAACACAUACUUUUUGUGUUGUUUUCCUUUCUCUAUCUGUUACUGUACAUGUUUUUAAGUUCAUAUCUUUCCCUCAACCUUUUAUAAAUAUUGCUAUAAGUCUGUGUUCUUUCAAUGUACAGUGUCAGUGCAGAUGAUUCAUCAAGGCAUCCAUCUGUCUCCUCUCUCCUUUGUGUAAUGGUGCUGCUCUGUGUUUCAGAGCUUGACCCCCUGGUGGUCCCCCCUCUCACUCCCACUAGUAAGGAUGUUCUCAGCCAGGCUGUGAGGGCCACCUUCGCUGGCUUCACACAGGAACGAAUCCGUCUACGCUUCCCCCCAGACCCUAAACUGUGGUCAGAAUGGGAGGUAAGCCACUGGUUAGACUGGUGCCAGGCAGAGUUCAGUUUGCACGACUUGGGCCCAGAUUUGCGGGGGCUUCCUGGGAGUGAGCUUUGUACCCUGGACAGAGAUGGGUUCCUGGCCCUGACCUCUGACUGCACCGCUGGGGAAAUUCUGUGGGAACACCUGGAAACCAUGCGCAACGAGUGUCGAAUGGACUGCGGCUUCACGCUUCUCUCCUGCACAUCUUCCCUCUAUAGUCAAGCAGAACUAGGCUCAGAUUACCUUUCUGAGCAUUCCCAGUACCAAGAUGAGCCCAGUUACCCUCAGCUAGCUGAUGGUUACCUGCCCGAACCCCUGCAGGUACUCUCCCUUGACCCUAUGACCCCAGGACACCAGGUAAAGCAAGAGGGGCUGGCAAAGAAGCAGGAAGCUGCUAGGCCUCAAACUCAGCUCCUCAGUACAGAUUGUGGGGUUGAGAUGGAGCCAUUGUGCUAUAAUAUCACAGAAAUAACCACCUCCCUGUCCUGGGUUGGUCAGCAGCAGGAAGUGGAACAGCAAGUGAAGGAUGUGUCCAUGUCCAAUGAGACAUUUUCGCUACUGCACCCAGUUGGGAAUUUCAAAGAUUUUGCUGGAGAGAAGGAGGAUCUCAAUGACUCUGCUAGAGCAGUGGUCUCAGCAGCAAUUCUUGCAAGCUACACUGGAAGUGGGCCCAUCCAGCUAUGGCAGUUCCUAUUGGAGCUUCUCUCUGAUCGCAGCUGUCAGUCAUUCAUCAGCUGGACUGGGGAUGGUUGGGAAUUCAAACUGACAGACCCUAAUGAGCUGCACAAGCCCCUUUCCCUCACUGUGCCUGUUUCUCUUUCUGUCUCUUACUUUCUCUCUCCGUGACUUGGGCUGUUUGCACACUUGCAUUUCCUCCUGUCCCGUCUUCCUAAUGCUCAGGUUGCACGACUGUGGGGCCGUCGGAAGAACAAGCCCAACAUGAACUAUGAGAAGCUGAGCCGCGGCCUCCGCUACUACUAUGACAAGAACAUCAUCCACAAGACCGCUGGCAAGCGCUACGUCUACCGCUUUGUCUGCAACCUACAAGGCCUACUGGGAUGUGACCCUAGGGAGCUGCACACUGUGCUUGACAUCUUGCCCAAAGACGGUGAGGAAUGAAGCUACAGAAGGGUUUCCAGAAGGAGGACCAUCGUGCUACUUUAACAUCAACAUUCAGCAUCCACAAGCAACGCCCCAAUGCCUUCAGUGGUCAGCUGGUCGUCUCCAGUCUAAUCUGGAUCCCUAAAUCCAGCUAACAUGUUCUCACAACAUUACUGUAAAGUUCUUACUGUGUGUAACAAUCCACAGUGGACACAACCAUGGAGACUC
Molecule: messenger RNA, 3200 nt
Organism: Anguilla anguilla (European eel)
Lineage: Eukaryota; Metazoa; Chordata; Actinopteri; Anguilliformes; Anguillidae
Product: protein C-ets-1-like
Exons: 7
Coding region: 1626-2717 (363 amino acids)
Biological process (GO): regulation of transcription by RNA polymerase II; cell differentiation
Cellular component (GO): nucleus
Molecular function (GO): DNA-binding transcription factor activity, RNA polymerase II-specific; sequence-specific DNA binding
Source: RefSeq, a predicted model, not a curated record